Molecule: messenger RNA, 2327 nt
Organism: Microplitis mediator
Lineage: Eukaryota; Metazoa; Arthropoda; Insecta; Hymenoptera; Braconidae
Product: ATP-binding cassette sub-family F member 1
Exons: 5
Coding region: 177-2084 (635 amino acids)
Molecular function (GO): ATP binding; ATP hydrolysis activity
Source: RefSeq, a predicted model, not a curated record
ACAUUCUUUUACUUACCCUAACACGCUGCAUAACCCUAAAAAAACACGUUCUCAAUCACUGUCUCCAUCAGUUACACUUGGCACUGCACCAGUGAUUAGUGAAAGUAAUUAAAUAGCACCAGGUGUGUCUCCAUCAUCACCUUUUACAACUCCAGUGCUAGUCUACAUCCUCCAAUAUGUCAACAAAAUCGAAAAAAGACAUGGAAGAAGUAACGGAUAAAAUCUCUGACAUGUCAGUCGAGGAUCCAGGUAAAAAAUUAUCUCACAAAGAAAAGAAAAAAUUAAAAAAGCAGCAGGAAUAUGAGAAAAAUCUGGAGAUGAUGACUAAAGUCGGCGGUCAGGGUCACAGUGAACUAGAUUCAAAUUUCACCGUAUCUCAAAGCGAAACACAAAACCGUGGUGCGCAAUUAUUAGAGCAUGCUGUUGAUAUCAAAGUUGAAAACUUCAGUAUUGCUGCUAAGGGUAAGCAAUUGUUCACCGAUGCUACUCUAUUGAUAGCACAAGGUAGACGUUAUGGUCUCGUCGGUCCUAAUGGACAUGGAAAGACAACACUACUGCGUCAUAUAGCAAGUAGAGCAUUCAAUAUACCACCAAAUAUUGAUGUACUUUAUUGUGAACAAGAAGUCGUCGCUGAUGACACACCAGCUGUUCAAGUUGUACUUAAUGCUGAUGUUAAAUGCAAAGAACUACAAAAUGAGUGUCAAAAAUUAGAGCUACAAGCUGAAUCUAAUAGCGACGAAGCCAUCCAAGCACGAUUACAAGAGGUUUAUGAAGAACUCAAAGCGAUAGGAGCUGAUUCAGCAGAACCACGAGCUCGUAGAAUCCUUGCAGGUCUUGGGUUCAGUCGUUCAAUGCAAGACAGACCGACUAAAAAUUUCUCCGGAGGAUGGAGAAUGCGUGUUUCUUUAGCACGAGCUCUAUUUGUUGAGCCUACACUUCUACUACUUGAUGAACCUACGAACCAUUUAGAUCUCAAUGCCGUUAUUUGGUUGGAUAACUAUCUACAAGCAUGGAAAAAAACUCUGCUGAUUGUAUCUCACGACCAAAGUUUUCUGGACAACGUUUGCACGGACAUAAUUCACUUGGAUCAGGAAAAAUUAUUUUAUUACAAGGGUAACUACACGUUAUUCAAAAAAAUGUACGAGACCAAGUGGAAGGAGUCGUUGAAGUUGUACGAGAAGCAGGAGAAACGUAUCAAGGAUUUGAAAGCUUCAGGACAGAGUAAGAAACAAGCUGAGAAAAAACAGAAAGAAGCUCUGACUAGGAAACAAGAAAAGAAUAGAACUAAAAUGCAGAAACAGGAAGAAGAUACCGGCCCGCAGGAACUUUUACAAAAACCGCGGGAGUAUAUUGUGAAGUUUAGUUUCCCUGAUCCACCCCCACUUCAACCGCCUAUUUUGGGUCUUCACAAUGUAUCGUUUGGUUACGACAAAGAUAAACUAUUAUUCAAAGACGUUGAUUUUGGAAUAGAUUUAAAUUCACGUGUUGCUAUUGUUGGUCCCAAUGGUGUAGGAAAGUCAACAUUUUUGAAAUUAUUACUUGGCGAAUUAACGCCACUACAAGGCGAUCUUAUUCGUAAUCAUCGACUGAGAAUUGGACGAUUCGAUCAACAUUCAGGAGAGCAUUUAACUGCGGAAGAAACACCAUCAGAAUAUUUAAUGCGUCUGUUCAAUUUGCCUUAUGAGAAGGCUAGAAAACAACUGGGAACAUUUGGAUUGAGCUCUCACGCGCAUACGAUUAAAAUGAAAGAUCUUUCGGGUGGACAAAAAGCGCGUGUUGCAUUGGCUGAGUUGUGUCUUAACGCUCCGGACGUUGUUAUUCUUGAUGAACCGACCAACAAUCUUGAUAUUGAAUCAAUUGAUGCCUUGGCACACGCGAUAAACGGUUACAAAGGGGGUGUAAUUAUUGUGUCGCACGACGAACGACUGAUCCGUGACACCGAGUGUUGUCUUUAUGUUAUUGAGAACCAGAAUAUCUUUGAAGUCGACGGCGACUUUGAUGACUACAGAAAAGAAUUGCUCGAGAGUUUGGGUGAAAUUAUUAAUAAUCCUAGUAUAGCAGCCAAUGCUGCUGUUGCUCAAUGACCCGACGUACAUCUUCCGACCUAGUCGUUUUCUAAUUAUUCCCGUGCAUUUUUUUAUUCAAGAAAGUAAUUACAGCUUUGUUGGAUUUUUUAUAUUUAAAAAUUGACUAAUCCAAUUUUGUACCAUUAAAUAUCCAUUUAGAAAAAUUUACAGUUUAUUAUAUUUAAUUACAUUUGUAAAAAUGUUUUGUGUCAAUAAAUUUAAUAAAAGAUGGCUUAAUAAAUGAUUGUUUAUAUAUUUGAA